This is a messenger RNA of Notolabrus celidotus (New Zealand spotty), 622 nucleotides long. RefSeq names its product transmembrane protein 14Ca (gene tmem14ca). Bases 137 to 460 code for a protein of 107 amino acids. The record is from RefSeq and is a predicted model, not a curated record. Gene Ontology annotation, biological process: regulation of heme biosynthetic process. Gene Ontology annotation, cellular component: mitochondrial membrane. Lineage: Eukaryota; Metazoa; Chordata; Actinopteri; Labriformes; Labridae. The transcript is spliced from 5 exons.
AAGCCCCAUUGCCUACAUUUCCCAUCAGCCACUCGGCCUCCUUCCUGUGUACCAGUGUUUUGUGCUCGGUGGUGAACACAGGCUGCGGGUGGUAGUGAGUGACAGAAGGACAAACUGAAGAAGCAAGGUUUCCAACAUGACUGUGGACUGGAUAGGAUAUGGAUACGCAGCUCUUAUUGCAUCUGGGGGAGCCAUUGGUUAUGUGAAAGCAGGUAGUGUCCCCUCACUUGCUGCCGGUUUUCUCUUUGGAGGCCUCGCAGGUUUUGGUGCCUACCAGAUCUCCAAUGAUCCCAAUAAUAUUUGGGUGUCCCUCGCUACAUCAGGUGCGCUGACGGGGGUCAUGGGGAAAAGGUUUUAUGGAUCCAGGAAGUUCAUGCCUGCAGGCUUGAUGGCUGGAGCAAGUCUCCUGAUGGUGGGAAAGCUCAGUCUGGCAUUGCUCCAGAAACCCCAGGAGUCCUGAUGGAGUGAAGAUUCAGACACACUCUCAAACUUCUGUCUGAGGAGCGGCCCGUCAGCGUUGAACCGUCAUUUACUGUUGAACAUUAUUAUUAUUAUUUUGUAAGAAAUAAAGCAGGAGUGUAUAUUUUAGGAUGAAAUAUAAUACAAUGUUUCUAUAAGAGGA